AAUAAUUAGCAACGAUUAUAAAUAGUUAUUAUUUGACAUAUUAAGUAUAUAAUGUAGACCUAAAAUGUCCAUAUAUAUGAUACUUGCUUAGACUAUUUUAUCCAACACUCAAACAAUCGGUUGAAUUUUUGGUCGAAUUAAACAAAGUAGGGCUGCGACAUCUCCUUAACCCCAAAGAUUCGUGCACGUUUCCAAACCCUCCAUGCAGUUUUUAAUCCGCGCUCAUUAGUCUACACUGUAACCUAAUCGAUGUGUCGAGCAGAGGGCUGAUGUGCGGCGGCUUGUCUAGUCCACACAGAUCUUCUUCUCUUGUCAGACAAGUUCCCAGAAUAGAAACUCGGGGUGGCUGGUCUUGUCUGCCCUGCUUUUGGCGCUGCUUCGAAGAUGGAGGAAGUAACCGGUGACGGAUUGACCAACUGUUGCUGCUGCUGCUGCCGCUGCUGUGGAAACAACUCCAGCCCUGAGGUCUGGCGUGUUGUAAUAUAAUAAGUCUAGCCUGCUCCAGACCAGACGUGUGUGUUCAGUCAACAGCAAGUUCGCCAAGAAAUCUUAGCAGAUGGAUUUCUAUAAACUCCUCCGUUUGAAGGAAGUGGGCUGUGCUUGAAUAUCAGUAACCACGUCCUCGGGGAGACACUCAUAAAGCGCUUCAAUAGCAAUGGAACCAGAGGUCCCUGUUGCUUACAGUGCAAGUAACGGCCAGUGCUCUCCCAGGAAGGAGAACUCGAGAAUGCUGGUGGACCUGUCGUCGAGCAGCAGCAGCACACCCAACGGAAAGGAAACACCCCAGGGUCCUAAGUCCCCCGGGGAACCUGCAAUUAAACAGGAGCAGGAGGAGGAGACGGUAGAUGGAGACGGUCAGAGAAGCCCGGAUCCGGAGGGGGCGGUUCCAACGGAGGACAGAGAAACAGGUUCAGAGGAGGUCACGACGGCCAGCCCUAACAACCUAGAAGAAGGACUGGAUAGGACUGCUGAUCAGCUACUUAAUGGGGACAGGCCCUUCCAGUGCAGCCAGUGUGGCGUGUCCUUCACCCAGAAGGGUAACCUGCUGCGCCACGUCAAGCUCCACACAGGCGAGAAGCCCUUCAAGUGCCCCUUCUGCAGCUACGCCUGCCGCCGUCGUGACGCCCUCACCGGCCACCUGCGAACACACGCAGUCGGCAAACCGCACAAGUGCAACUAUUGUGGGCGGAGCUACAAACAGCGGACCUCGCUGGAGGAGCAUAAGGAGCGUUGCCACAGUUUCCUACAGAGUGUUGGCAUGGAUCGCUCCGUCAACACUGGCUCUUACCCAGGUGAGGUCUCUAAAGAGCCCCGGGUCCUAGGAGAGCAGGGCUCCAGGGCCCUCUUCGACCGGCCCCCUGUCAUCGAGAGACUCCAGAACUCUGUGGGCAAACGGAAGAGCACCAACCCCCAGAAAUUUGUGGGUGAGAAGUCGAUGCGCUUCACAUACCCCGAGCAGGCUUAUGAGCUCGGGCUGAAGUACGAGAAAGAGGCGGAGGCCAUGCAGGCCCACAUGAUGGACCAGGUCAUCAACAACGCCAUCUCCUACCUUGGGACCGACUCGCUCCGGCCCAUCGUCCAACACCCGGGGCUCCCCAUCUCCAUGGCCGACGUGGGGCACAUGGGCAACCCCCUGUACCACCACGUGCUGCCCAUGCCGCACCCCCGCCUUGGCCGCAACUCCAUGCCGCUGCUCCCCACCCAGCCCCCGCUGCCCCCUCUCUUCGGAGGGCACCCCUCCUCCAACGGCCAGGGCCCCUUCCUCAGGCACAGCAAGCACCAGCACCAGCAGGUCCUCCGGCUGGCCCGGGACAAGUCCCCCAGCAACGGAAGCGGGAUGGACUCGGACUCGGCGCGCAGCAGUCCUCAGGAGAGAACCGGUGUCCACGGCAACAGCUACAACAACAACAGCGGCGGCGGCGGCGGCAACAACCCUCCUUCGAGUGCCGGCGCGCACGCCAGCCCGUCGAGGACGCACACGGGCGAGCAUGCGCACGAGGUCACACGGGUCGCAACGGUGGGAGGCGGGACCGGCGGCGGGGCGCCCGAGCUGCGCCGGGCGGCGGAGAGGGCGGCGCCAAGCGGGGAAGACGUGCGAGUGUUUGGCCGCGAGGGCCGGGAGAUCCGGGCGUUUCAGUGCGAGAACUGCAACGUGCUCUUCCUGGACCACGUGAUGUACACCAUCCACAUGGGUUGCCACGGCUACCGGGACCCGCUGGAGUGCAACAUCUGCGGCCACCGCAGCAAGGACCGCUACGAGUUCUCCUCCCACAUUGUGCGCGGUGAGCACACCUUCCAGCAGUAGGGCCACAGAAACAGGGCGAAGAAGAGAUAAAGGAAGAAGAAGAAGAAGAAGAAGAAGAAGACUCUGGUCCUCCAGGAGUCCACAGAUGGGAGCACCAAAGGUGAAUUGAAGAACGAUCACUGUACUCUAUUUUUAAGCUACUUAUCAUAUAUGAAGGCAUGGGCCAAAGACUCAUUUUCUUUAUUUGGUGACAUCAAAUAAGAUUUUUCUGAAAAAGUAAACUGUUAACUGAGCAGCUAAACUAGUAUUUUGUGAAGUGAUCCACAAAUACAUCUUACUUUAAUAUUUAUCUCUUUUUUUUUUUUACUGCACUUGACUGUUGGCCAUUAUCGUAAAGGACAUGCAUCAGUUGCUCAACAACAUAUGGAUAGCCUAAAGUAUGUCAAAAAUCUGUUAUCUGCAAAUCCACUUCAAUCAAGUCAAUUUCUCUGCCUCAUUAUGUUGAUCAUUAACUGAAAAGGGUACACAAGUGAAUGGUCUGCUCAUAUACUGACAACUUCUGAUUAAAACAUUGAUACAAAAGAAAAAAACAUACAAACAACAACACGGAAUUCCUGUUUGAGGCAGUUAACCAAAGGCUUGAUAUCCUUGGGAUGCACAUCCAUCGCUGUGUCUGAAUCCCAAACAGCUGAAUUGAACCCGUGCUUCUAGGCUUUUUGCCCUGUGGCUUAGAAGAGGAACAGGGCCAAACCCAGAAGUACGGAAUUUAACCCGCGCCUCUAGUCUUUUGGCCUGUGGCAGGGCGCAAUCGUCCAUCUUGAAGUUCAGUUUGAACCUGCUCAACAGUACAGCCCACACACUCCCAGUUUUAUAGACACAUGCACAAACAAACAUUAACCCACCGCACACACACACACACUUUUCAAUGCCACCAUAUCGCCCAUGGUGGAAUAUGACCUCAGAAUAAGAAACGGGUUGUUUUCACAAACCAAAAUGCUACCUUACAAUCUCUAGCCAUCUCUCAGUUCUGUGGGAGAUCAAACCAAAAUUGAACUAUGCUAAGCCCUUCACCACGGAGGCUGAGGAUAGGUUUACGUAGGUUUUGUACUUAACAGAAAACUGUAUUUAAAUGUCACCUCAAGGACCAGAACUUGAAGGAACAAGCAAAAGCGGAAAAUGGAUACAUUUAACCCCCCUACACACACACACACUCACACACACACACACACACACACACACACACACACACACACACACACACACACACACACACACACACACACACACACACACACACACACACACACACACACACACACACACCACCCCCUCUGUCCCCACACUCAACAAGGAUGCAGGCUUGUCUGCUAUUCCAUUGUUGCACUUUAUGCCCAACCACUGCAGCAGACAGCCGCUGUGGGGUUGAGUAAAGAUAGCCAUCAUUGGGUCUUAUUGGGCCUCCGCAGGCCGAGACAGACCCGGACCCCCCGCCACAGACCCCAGUCCCAGCUCUAUCGUCGUCCCUGGCGAACAAGAACAACAGAAGACACUUGCGCUGCAUAAUUAGCGUGCGGUUAACGUUCGAUCAGCAGAAGGUACACGCGUGCUGUAUCCUGUGUAGGCUUUCGGCCCGCAAACCUCGCAAACAGUUGAUCAGGUCAAGUUUGAAAGAGGUCGGGCGUCGCGUCUGAUGCCUUUUAACACUUGUGAUCAAAUAAGGCAGCUGUUUAAAGUUUUAGGAUAUCUUAUUUGUUUGCUUUGUUUACAUAUUGUCUAGUCUGUCUUUCGUUCAAAGAGUGGCCAGGUAAUGCACAUCUUUCGCCUGUAAUGGAUAAGGCAUUGGCGUAUAUUAAUGCCCCCCGCAACCAGGCUGGGAGUAUUUACAUUCCUUUCAUGCAUUAUGAUUAGCAUGAUAUCAUACACUCUUCUUGACCAUAUUUGUUUUACCCAUUUAUUUAUAUUAAUCUCUUUAACAUGAUUGGUGUUUGGAGGAAACCAAUUGAGUAUUGACGAUACGAUUGACUAUGGCGUGAAUUAUUGACGAAGGUCAGAUGUUAUGACAAAUUAAUUAAUUAUGGAAAAACAUAAAAUAUUGUUGAUUAGGUGGAAAUCAUUUAACAUUUAUCAUUUCGAUAUUUAAAGGGGACCAAUUCUCUGGAACAUGUAACAUUUACAGUUGGAGGCUAGUUAUAUACAAGUUAUAGCCAUUUGCUAUACACAGUAACAACUCUUUACCUUAUGAAGCUAAGUGAACAAAAUAAAUCUUUAUCUGAUGAGGAGCUUACUUGAAACGAAAACAUCAUUAUUAUUCUACAAAUUUGUGGACCAUUUUUAUAUAUUGUACAUACAUUUUUUAAUCUAUUUGUGUUGAAUGCCUAUUUUCCUCAGAAAAAAUACAUAUUUUUGUGACAUAUCUGGAUUUUUUUGUCAUUUUAAUUGACAAAAAUGCCAGGAGGCGAAGGUAUACAAAAUCGAAUUUCUGGUUAUACAAAUAUUUACUAUUACACAUAGACCUUGUGUUUUCUGAAUGUUUGAUCAUAUCUCAUGAUGAAUUUGUUCUAAUGGGAGGGUUCUCAGGUAUUUGCAAAGGGAAGUUUGUUCGUAUUUUUCCAAUGUGUAAUUAUGAAUGUUGUAAUGUUUUUUGUUGUUUGCAAUCUCUUCGACCUAGUCUUGUCUGAAUGAUGUAGAAAUUGAUUCAUUUUUAUUUUAAGUACUGCCAACAACCCUCAAAAGUCAUGAAGAUACUUGGCUGUGAAUAAUGCAAUGUAAAUUUUAAAGGCAAUGAGCCGACUACUAUUCACAUACUGGAAUCGUUAUUUAUGGUGUAGGAUAUGAAGUUUGAACAAUGAAACUCUUGCACAUGAUCUGAGUGUCGUCCUACAAAUGUGUCCGGUUUUGUUUCUUUUACUGCAAACUGAUGCAUUGUUUUGGUUGUAUUACCAAAACCAUGUUGUAAACCAUGCCAUUGUCAAAAUCAUUUAAAUAAAAUU
Molecule: messenger RNA, 5235 nt
Organism: Gadus chalcogrammus (walleye pollock)
Lineage: Eukaryota; Metazoa; Chordata; Actinopteri; Gadiformes; Gadidae
Product: zinc finger protein Helios-like
Exons: 9
Coding region: 656-2305 (549 amino acids)
Biological process (GO): regulation of transcription by RNA polymerase II
Molecular function (GO): RNA polymerase II cis-regulatory region sequence-specific DNA binding; DNA-binding transcription factor activity
Source: RefSeq, a predicted model, not a curated record